AUGAACAACCACGACAGCUUGUUCAACAACAACAACCAGUCGACAACGGUGCUGGUGGACGAGGAUUCGCCGGAUUCGUUCGAGUUCCAAAACUGGCAGAGUCGGCAUGUCUUGAAUUGGCUGAAAGGUGGGCUUUUUUGGGGUUUGAUUAUUCAAAUUUUAGCCUGGAAUACGAUGAUUUACAAUGUAAAAGGGGCAAUCUGGGCAAUCUCACCAAUUUUUUUCCAGCUUAAGCUAAUUUUCGAAAUGAAUAGUCAAAUUUUAGGGUUGUUUAGGCGAAAUUUUUAAUUGAUUAUUCAAAUUUUCAGACCGAAAUAUGCUAAUUUUUGCUCUGAAUAUUCAAAAGUUAGGUCAUAAGUAUUAAUUUUUAGUUGAUUUUUUUCAAAUUUAGGCGUGAGUGGCAACUGCUCGUUACAAAAAAUUGAAAUUCUAACCUUGUUUAUGCUGUUUUUGAUCUAAAUAUUAAAAUUUUUAUCGGUUUAUAGUAAUUUUGGGGAUAAAUAUUGAAUUUUUAGAUCUUCUAAGACCCAUUUUUUGGUUGAUUGUUCAAUUUUUAUAUAAAACAAGCUAUUUUUAGACAUAAAUAUUCAAAUUUUUUCUUCGGUCUAGGCUAAUUUUUCGCUUGAAUAUUCAAAUUCCGCUGAAUGUAAGCUGGUUUUUGAUCUGAAUAUUAAGUUUUACCCCCUUUUUUACUGAUUUCGACCUAUAUAUUCAAAUUUUAGAUCAUUCUAUGUUAAUUUUCUCCUUAAUUAUUCAAAUUUAAAACAAAUUUAUGCUAAUUUAUCCCUUAAUUAUUCAAGUUUAGACCAAUUUAGGUCAAUUCUACCCUUAAUUAUUCAAAAAAUUAGUCCAUUUCAUGUCAAUUCUCCUCUCAAUUAUUCAAAUUUCAGGCCUAGACGACGCGAUCGGCCCAUUCAUCCGCCUGUUCGCCCAAAAGCACAUAGACGGCUGGGAAUUGUCCGGCCUGGACAACGACCGCCUACGGCGCUUGGGAGUGAACAAGGAGAAGUUGCGGUGCAAGAUUGUCAGCUCCAUCGACCUACUGUAUUAUUACGUGAGGGCCUGUUUUCGGGAUGACCCAAGCUUUUCAGCAAGAGGACAUCGACGCGGAGAAUGCGCAAAAGCUGGCGCUCAAGGUCACCGUCUGCGUGCAGAAUCUGCUGAACGCGGUGCAGAUCGCGACGCCCGUCAUCCUGAGUCCGAACCAGUCCAGCAAGAGUUUGGUGGUCCUGAACUCGGUCCUGCUGUAUGUGGCGGAUCUGCACGAGGACGUGGCCAAGCUGAUCUUUUGGUUGGAUCGGUAGGUUGAUCAGCUAGUGACAGUAAAACCUCUGUAUAACGAACCGAAAAAAACCGGUCGUUACAGAGAGGAUUUGUUCUAUAAAAGUUGAUCUUUACUUAAAAUUACUUUUGGGGCCUCAGAAAGCGUUUUUCUUCUAACAUUAUCAUUUUUUCGCAUUCCAGACAUCCAUUCAAUGAGAAGAAAUGGUUCACCGAAAUCAGAGACCGCUUGGCUCUGUUGAUCAACGAAAUUGUCGAUUGCAUCAAUGAUCCCAACAAUCCAAAAUUCUUCUCCGUUCCACAGCUGCUGGUGGAGGUAAGGGCCUUAUAAACAUUCGCCAAAUGCUUCGAAACUUUCACAAUUAAUAACGCUCAAGGAAAAUCAUACAAUACGAUAAGACUUGGAAGAGGUCCACGUCAAAGAAAAAGUGAAAAAACAAGGAACCUCGGAUCAUUGAUUUUUGACGAAAUGUCGCUGAAUUAUUGAGUCACAAAAGAAAACUUUCCCAGAGAAUUUCGAGAAAAACGUUUUUUCGAAGAGCAAAAUAAUUUUUCAAGCUCGAUAAUUCUGUGGCACUUCGCAAAAAAACCAAUGAUCCGAGAUUCCUUGUUUUUUCAAUUUUCUGAAAGAAUUGUUUUGACGUGAGGUCCCUAAUAUAUCAGUCCGUGGGGAAAAUACAGGGUGCGGCAAAAAAAUGGAAACUUUUUUCAUUGGGUCCUGACGCAAAAAUUUUUAAGUGCAGCAAAAUUAUUUUCAUACCAUUAAAUUCUACGUAGCUUUCUCUCCUAGACCUUAUAAUUUCACGUCCAUAUCGGUUUAUUAACAUUCUUUUUUUGAAUGACAAAAAGAGGGACCUCGAUUUCGGACCUGUUUUUUACCUGUGCGAACUGUUAAUUUGCCCGGCAUAGAAAGCACGUUGUGUCCAAAGUAAUCACACAAUGCAGGGAGCUUUUUGACAAUUUUAAGCGUCCAGUAAACGAAAGAAAACGCACCGCCAACACUUCUGCUAGCCGCGGAGACAUCAAUAGCGAAAUCCGUCGGUUUCGAGAAAAAAUUGCCCGUGAGACCGGCAUCAGCAACCGACCAGUCGGCCAAAUAGCUAAAAAUCAACUCAAGGUCUCCCCACGCAAGGUCUGAAAUGCCCAACUCCUAAUCGGCAAGAUCAAGCCGGUACGCCUGAAAAAAUGGCGCAAAUUCCGACGUCUGGCCGCAGGUCCGCGAUGGGAGCGCAUUCCCUUCGCGGUGCAAUCUUUGGCGGGUGCACAACCAACAGAACGUCAUAGUCCCAUCGGAUGAGGCCCCCUGCACGUCGGCUAACGACGAACACCGUCAAAAUAAGGGCCGUCAUCGCCUAAGGCGGAAUUUGUGCCAGCGGCAAGAAUUCCGAGAUUUUCGUGGAUCAAGCGGGCAAAAUUCUAGCGCCGCGUUAACUUCGAUUUCCUCAUGCUUCUGUUGGCUCAGUAGAACCUUGACAGCGCAAAUUUGACGUUCCAACUAGACUCAGCGCCGACUCACAGGGCAACAACCAGUCAAGACCGAUUUUUAGACCGAUUUUCCCGAUUUCACCCCGUCUGCGAAAAGAGCGCCUGCUCGCCGGGUAUAGAUCCAAUGGACUGUAAUUUUUUUUCAAUUGGAGGCCAGCAUCUGUACUACACGCCACAAAAGUUUGGAGUCGCAAAGUAAUCGCUGCGUCAAGAACGGGACCGAUUUCCCCGAAAAAAGCUGCGGCCAAAAGGCCAAAAUUUUAAGUCACGUUUGGAGCUCUAUAUCGCCACCAAAAGCAGCCACGGUAAAACGGGUUGAAUAUGUUAUAAACAAUGCUCUAUGUUAUUGAAGAUGACCGUUACUUUUGCGGAAUUUGGAUUACUAGGAAAAAUAUAGCUAUAAAGAUAAGUUUCCAUUUUUUUGCCGCACCCUGUAAUGGGCACUCUGUCGCACCGAAAAUCGCAUCGCCGCCGAGAAAAUGAAUUGUGUCGCGGCAAAAUCAAAUUGCUUUUCACUUCAGCGACACUAUUGGCGCAGCGACAUUGUGCUAAUCAUUUUCCCGACAGUCUGAUAAUAUCUAGUAAAUCUGGGCAUGUCAAUCGCAGAUUGUUUUGAUUUUUCCUUCACCAAGGUUUCCGCGUCGUAUCUCAAGCAUGAUCAGUACUGGCGAUGAAAGUUCUAGAGACUCCUUUACCAUUCUGUCGGGAAAAUAGUGGCCGGCCUUCGCUAGCCAUCGCAAAACAAUGAUGGGAGAUUCCAAUGCGCGAUGACCCGCACUAUUUUCCCGACAGACUGAUAAAGGAGUCUCUAGAACUUCCAUCGCCAAUACCAAACAUGCUUGAUUGUGAGAUACGAAUACAGUCCACCGUCACGAUCAUACAUUCUUUUUUCCAGAAAGGCAAACGAAUCCAAAGUCUUGCCAACGAAAUUAUCCAUUCCAAUGACCCCACCAUUCUGUACACCGCCUACAUUCAACGGGUUGUAUUGAUGAAAAAUACUGAUGUAGAUUGGGUACGUUCCUCUAGUAUCUUAACCCUCUAACGUGAUUUUCAAACAACGCGGGUAUUUUUUUCAGGGAGUUGAAUUCAAAUCGACCGCAAAUGGGAUUCAUUUGGUGACCAAAGUGCGCACUGGAAAUGGCAAUAAUUUGGCGGCCAAAAUUCACGUUGGCGAUGAGAUUGUGGAAGUAAGUAGAGGAUAAAUCAAGUUUCAAGAUAUAGAAAAAAUGAUUUUCAAAAAUCCCGCCGAAUUUAGCGACAUUUUUAAUUCAAAUUUUUUAAGUCAUCAAAAAAAUUUUUGCCAAAAUUUUCAAAUUUUUUUCAAUUUUUUGGCCUAGUUUUAGUGUCUAUUCCAUUUCCUAAUAUUUGAUUUAGCGCUGGCCACAAGCACGUGGCCAGAAAUUCCGGAAUUUGUAAUCAAAUUUCACUUUGCGCUUAAUUAUGAAUGUAAAUUGAGAAAGCGCGAAAAAUACAAGUUUUUACCGCCCAAAAAGCUGGAAAAUUAAUCUUAUUCUAGACAUCAGAGACUAUUCCCUUGCCUAAAAUUAUAUUUACCACCAAAGAAGGGUCGAAAAAACCGCAAAAAAUCCCGAUUUCAGAUCAACCGACAGUCGGUUGUGGGCUGGAAAACCAAAAACAUCCGACGCAAGUGGGACUCCUCGGUGAAAGCGACGCCCCAGGGCGGGUUCGAGAUCGAGAUAACGCUGGCCAAGCGGCCCCGCGAAAGCUGGAUCCCGAUCACGCUGCAAAAGGGGAGUCGGAGCAACGUGGCGCCGGAGCCGGACCAGGCCGGAACCGAGACGGAGCGCAGCAUCCGCGACUUCAAGCGCAAGAUCCAGCCGGAUUUGUUUGUGCGACACGAGGUGGGGCUCAGUUUUCAUUCUUUUGCGGGCGCUUUUUUUUUGGGCUGGAGACGGAAUUAUGGCCGUUGGAUGGGGGUUUUGGAGGGGAAAUUAGGAUAAAAUGGGAGUAUAAUCGACAAUUUUAUGGAGUAUUUUUUUCACAUUUUUCAUCCAAGAGGCAAUAUAAAUCAUUUACAAUACCUAUAUUUUUACUCUAAUUAAAACAUUUAACUUUUUGAAAAGUUUUCCAAAAAUUUGGCUAAUGAAUUUUGAAUUGAAAUUUCUCAAAAUUCGACCGGUCGAUUUUCCUAAAAUUUUGCACAUAUUUUCUGCAGAGAUCAUAUUUUAAUCGCUGAAAAUUUGGGCUUUUUCUUUGCAUGCAUAGUCGAGAUAUACAACGAUUUUUACGGAGCAAAAGACAUUUUUUUUUGAUAUUUUUCGACCAAAUAAUCUCGAAUAUUUUCGCAUACAGCAAGCUUAAAAUCCAGUAGGUGUCUCAGAAAAAUCCUAGAUUAAAUUUUCCUCAAAUUUGAGCUGAAUUCAAGACAUGCCCUUAGGCAUUUUGGCCUAAAAAAUUCAUUAAAAAUCUUCGAAAUAACCUUGGUUCACAUUUUUUCCCCGAAAUUUCUAAAAAUCUCGUAUUAAAUCCCAUCAAUUACGUCUAAUUGCCCUUUUAUUUACAUUCUACGCCAUGCUUCGGAGAUCAGAAUGACAUAAUUUUUGAGAAUGAUUUCAUUUGCUCCGGGUUUAAUGACGACAAUGAGAGCUGACCUGUUUUCUCACGGCUAUUGCGUAAAAAAGUUUUUUUUUUGCAUUUGGUUGGGGUUCAUUAUUCAGUCUACGAAUUGAAAAUUGCCUAAGGGGUUGUAAUUUGUUUCGUUGGGAAAAAGUUUCGAAAAAAAAUUUUUUCGAAAUUUUAUUUUUGAAUAUACAAAUUUUCUAUCUUGAAUCUUCAAAUUUUUACCUUGAAUAUUCAAAUUUUUACCUUGAAUAUUCAAAUUUUUAAAAUUUAAAUGCGACACUCACAAGUUAAAAGUUCAAAGUUAAAAUUUUCAGGAAGCCGGCAAGCCCCGCCGGAUUCGCUCUGCGUCUUUUUGCUCCGUCACUGACCACCAAUUCAUCUUCACCUACCCCGAAGAAGACGAGCUCUAUCGCUCGCCCUCUCCAUCUGGCCCCACCAAAUCUCCGACGGCCUUGAUUUUGACGGAAAAACGGCCAAUCUUCCGACGCGCCUCUGUUUGGACCGAAAGCCCUCCGGCGGUUCUGCGGAGUCCGUUCGAUCGGCUUCGGUACACGGAGGAGUCGAAUGCAUGGCUGCUGUUGUUGGCGUCGUGGGCCGAGACGAUCCCUAAGAAAGGAGUGAGAGCGCCGUAUCGAAGCCUGAUCAUCAACGGCGAGACGAUCGAGGAGGAGGACGAGGAAGUGGAGGAACCUUUUGGUAAGAAAUCUCGUAAUCUCGUACGAAAUGUAAAGGCAGUGGAAGCGCCGUACAUGGCGUUAUUAUUAUAUCUUUCUAAUCUUUGAAGGAUAUUGUCAGUCUGCCGGGAAAAUAAUGAGCGCUCUAUCGCAUAGAAAAUCGCAUCGCCGCCGAGAAAAUGAACUGUGUCGGGGCUAAAUCAAAUUUCUUUUCAAUUCAGCGACGCAAUCAGGCAGCGACAUUGUGCUCAUUAUUUUCCCGACAGACUGAUAUUAUAGUAUCCAUCAAAGACCCGAAAAAAAGAUUUGACAAUAACGCCUAUUGCACGACGCUCCAACUUCUUUACAUUUGUCAUAUUUACAAGUCCUUUGAAUAACGGAUAUUCAUAAUAAAAAUAUUAAAAAUUCUAUUACGAUUCUACAUACUAUGAUUUGAAAAUCUUUGUAGUGACCUAUUCACAAUAAUACUUUGUAAAGUUGUCAAUUGUUACGUGGCCUUACAAGGGAAUUGUACAAACCAUCCAGAGCCAAAUGACAUAACACAUGCUACUUGGCCAUGGAUAGUCUGUACACUUCCCUUAUAAGGCCACACAUCAAUUCUUGACAACUUUACAAAGUAUUACGGUGAGGUCACCACAAAGAUUUUCAAAUCGUAGUAGAAUCGUAAUAGAAUUUUAUAUGAACAUCCGGUUGGACAGGUGCUUUAUCGUACGGUAAUCUAGUAGUUUGUAGUUAGACAUUUCUUGCUAAUAGCGCCGGGUUUUGAAACUCCAUGCAUAACCGAGCAAAUUGCCAACGGGGCAUUCCAGUAGUCGCUGCAUAAGUCUUAGUUCAUAGAGAGGUUCUCUGCAUCACAAGACAUGUCUAGUUUUACUCUAGGAAUUCGAGUGGAGCAGCGAAAUUAUGAUUAUUAUUUUCCCGACAGACAGAUGUCUUACUACUAGCAUUUUCAUAAAGUGCGUAGAUUUUUGGACCGUUCAUAAAAUGCAUUGUGAAAAUGAUAUUUUUGCGCACAGUGUAGCACACGGCGAAAAGUCUACGCACUUUAUGAAAAUCCUAGUAUCAUUCUGUCGGGAAAAUAAUGUGGAUAUGUCUCGCAGCAGUCGCGAACUAACUUCCCAGUCGCGGCUAGCCGUCGCAAAGUAACGACUGGCAAUUCCUAGGCGCGACGGAUCCACAUUAUUUUCCCGACAGACUAAUUGCCCCUCCUGAAAGUCGCUGGAAUGAUUUUUGGCCUUUGCACAGUGCAAAAGACGCCAGGGUGCGAGCGACAGCCCGAAAAAAGCGAUUUGCACAGUGCAAAAAGCAAAAAACUGCACCGUGCAGGCUGAACUUUUGUUUUCUCACAGUGUGUGUCGCCGAUUUCAUUCUGGCGACAUGCACUGUGCAAAAGCAAAAUUUCACUUUGCACUGUGCAAUUUCCCGCUUUUUGCACCGUGCAAUCGGCUAGUUUGGGAUGUCGCUCGCACCCUGAGUUUUUUCGCACUGUGCAAAGGGCAAAAAUCAUUCCAGCGACUUUCUGGAGGGACCAUUAGUCUGUCGGGAAAAUAAUAUGGACUCGUAGCGCCUUGGAAUCGCUCGCCGUCUCUUUGCGACGGCUAGCCGCGGCUGGGAAGUUAGUCCGCGACUGCUGCGAGACAAAAAAUUUGACAGCGGUAGAUUCACAUUAUUUUCCCGACAGACUGAUAGUAUUAUAAGUACAUAGGUAAUAUGCCUUUGUCUAUUUCCCCUCCUGGUUCGAGGAAACAGCUUGUCACGGCGAAUCUACGCAACAUUGUGAAGAGUUGUGACUUUCCCCGAAUUUUUUCGCUUUCCCCGAUUGCGAUCUCCGUUCGGCCCGCUUCAAACGCGUCAUUUCGCAUUGCUAAAUUUCAAACAUUGGAUUCAUUAAGAAUCGCAAAUUUCCUCCCUCACUACCAAAACCGAAAUGUAUAUCAAGCUGACGAUCAUUCCAGAAGAGCUGAAGAUCGACCUGAACAACCUGGAGACACUCUCCGACGCCGAGGUCGAGUCGCUGAACCCCAAGCCGAGCCCGGUGGAGCCGACCGAGUGGAAUGCGCCGGUCACGGAGGAUAUUACCGGCUACAAGUUCCAGAAACGGGUGCAUCUGGAGAGCUCGUCCAGCCAGACCAAUUCGGUGGAAAGUCCGUUGGCGUAAGUUGGAUUUUAGUUUUGAAUAUUGAAUUUUUUAAAUUUUAAAACUAUGCAAAUUUUGAUUUGCGCUUUUUCAUGUUAAAAUAUGCGGAGAGAUGAUUCUUGGAAAAAUUAUGCAAAUUUUUAAAAUAUGCAAAUUUUUUGAAAUAUUCAAAUUUAUGAAUUAAUUUAAAAAUUAUGCAUAUUUAAAUUCCACUUUGUAAGCCAUAGCAAGUGAAACGGCGAAUGUUAGAAAAAAUAUGCUAAUUUUUUAGAACUCAAAAAUUUUGAAUUUUUUUUUGUGAAAUUAUGCAAAUCAUAUUUUUUAAUGGUGACUACAAUAUGCGUCGAAACUCAUAAAAGUUCCAACAAACCUCAAAAAAAUUAUGAUUUUUGUCAGAUUCAAAUUUUAUGCAAAUUUUUAAACUUUCAAAAACUGUUAAAAUUCCAAAUUUAACCAUUCCGAUUAAAACUUCUACAAAAUGACGUAAUUUUUCCCCAAAAAACCUAUAUAUAAAUUUUGGACCUAAUUUAUGCAAAUUUUAAUUUUUCAUCUCCGAGCUUCUCAAAAACCAAUAAAAAUUCGCCGCUAUCCUGCUCUCCAAAACAAUGCCAUCAAAAUUUGAACUCCAACUUUCCUCUACUCACAUUGUACAUACACACAUACACUUCAAAAAUUUCCGCAAAAAUCCUCCAAUUUCGCACCUAAUAUUUCGUCAAUGUAUUCCCGUAAAUUUAAAAUUGUAAUUACAUUGCCCACUUUUCCCAUCAUCACUUCCGUUUUUUUCCCUCCCAAAAUUUGGAGGGUGUAAUUACAGCGCCGACCUAAUCCCCUUGACGAAAUAACCGUUGUAAUUAUCGAAGGGGGGCCCCCGAGAGGUGCGAUUAUUUUGUAUUUCCCGAUUACAUUGUAAUUCGUGAAGAGGCAUGCCGCUACAGUUACACGGUUAGAGAGCGAAAAUUGUAGUGGUGGGGGGAUUGUGGGAGCGGUAUUAAUAGGAUUUUUGUAAGCCGAAAUUUCCGUGAAACGAACGGAAAUGGGGGAUUUUGACAUAAAAUAUGAGAUUUAAUCGGUUCAUCGCGGAGCGAUCCCCGGAUUUUGAUGAAAUUUGGCGAAUAUGAUCUAUUCUAUUUAUUUACAAGGGAAGUGCUUCAAGUGCGACGCUCAGAUUUUCUUUAAAUUUUGCACACACGUCGGGAAUAGACUAAAUAUCAAUUCCUGAAAAUUUUAGCUCUCGCUUUCCAGGCAUCGCCGGGAUAUUCGACGAUCUUUGCGGCCAAGAGAGUAUGCUAAAUGCUGAGAGCGAAAGAGAAAAACACUUUUUGGCCAUAACUUUGCUAAGUUCGCGAGGAAAAAAUUGAUUUUUUUGAGGAAACAUUAUUCUCUACAGUAGAAAUAGCUAUGAAACUUUUCAUGCCAAAAUUUGCAAAAAAGUGUCAAAUUUUUGCCGACUUUCGCACGAAAGGUUUCCUGCCUAUUUCUACCGUAAAGGGUAAUGUUUCCACAGAAAAUCUAUUUUUUCCGCACGAAACUUGCAAAGAUAUAGCCAAAAAGUGUUUUCUUUAACCGAUCUCGGCACUUCGCGUGCUCUCUCGGCGACAAAGAUUGUUGAAUAUCUCGGUGGCGCCUGCAAAGCGCGAGCUAAAACUUUCAGGAAUUGAUAAUUGGUCUACGCUAGACGUGUGUGCAAAAUUUGAAGAAAAUCUGAGGCACUUGGGGUACUUCCCUUGUUAAUACAUUUGCUCUACAGUGACGGACCCGAUCCAGUGGCAAAACACGUACCAUUUUGCAUCCUGGAAGCAUCAAAAAUGUGGAAAAAUGCUUCCCUCUCCAAGUGAAAAAACUCGCUUUUGAAAUGGGAGUUUUCUCACUUGGAAAGGGAAGCAUUUUGCCACAUUUUUGAUACUUCCCGAUGCAAAAUGGUACAUUUUUUGCCACUGGAUCAGGUCCCCCACUGUAUAAACAAGUCUGCUGUACCUAGAUAUCGGAUAUUUUUUCAUUUUUUUAAAUGCAAAAAUAUGUAUUAUGUAUUAAAAUACAUUCUCCUUGUCAUCCCUCUCUCAACAUUUCGGUUGCAAAGUAAUCCUCCGGAAGUUUUGCUCGCCAAAUUUAAUCACCUCAAGACCCUAAUCCGCGUAUCGAUUAUGAAAACAAGGUUCGCCUUAUUUACCAUUAGUUCCUCUCUUCGUUAUCGCUGAAGGUAUUAACGAAGCCCGGGCCGUGGAAUUUGGAAUAGAAAUUGGAGUUGUUUUCAAAGUGUUUUGGCGAAUUUUCAACGCCUAGAGCGAGUUUAAGCCCUUAGGGCUCGAAAUAAUAUAAAUAACAUAUUUUUUCAGGAACUUCCAACAAAAAAUCACCCGAUUCUUCCACGGGGCGGAUUCGCUGACAGAAGGCGGUGCGUCUUCCGACGAAAUCCCUCAAACCCCCUCGGCCAAGGUGUUUGCCUCGAUUUUCGCGUCAACUCCCAAGAUUUUGAAGGAUCCCAGCUUUGGCCAACUGCCAACGCCGCCAGUUGAGGAGCCAAGCUCGAGAAGUCAGUCGCCGACCACACUCACCAUUCACACCACGCCUUCGAUCAACAGUCUGCCGGCCAACUCGAAAAUCGUGAAUGUGGUGUCGAGGAAGAGCAGAUUGGCGGUGAGUUUUGGGUUUCUGUGGGCCACAGAGUUUUUUUAGUCUGUCGGGAAAAUAAUGAGCACAAUGCCGCUGCACCUUUCGUAUCGAUAAAGUGAAAAGCAAUUUGAUUUUGUCGCGAUACAAGUCAGAAUUUUUCUCGGCGGCGAUGCAAUUUUCGUUGCGACAGAGCGGUCAUUAUUUUCCCGACAGAUUGAUAGAACUUCUUCCAAGUGCCACGCUCAGAUUUUCGUCAAAUUUGGCCAAGGUAUUUGGGCUAUGCCACGUAUAAUUUUCUCGAAAUUCUAGCUCUGUUCCGGCGCGGCCAAGAGGUUAAAAGAGAGUUCUUUACAACUCGAAGGAUGGCCCGGACAUUUCGAAAAAAACGACCAGCUCAGAAUCUUUUGAUAUUUUACAUAGCUGUUGUACUAUGUUAGCUGAACUUCAGUACAAAUUUAUAGUUUCGGAAAUUACCUAAAACCUCUCUUUUAACAAGGAAAGUACUUCUAUGGGGUGUGGAGCUACAGGUCGAGAUAUAUAUCAAAAAAUUCGCAAAAAUUUUCUGAUUCAGAAUGUAUAAAAAUUAGCUGCCUAAUUUUGGUCUGAUGACAUGUUUUUGUCCUCAGAAGUUUUCUCGCGACACCAUGCAAGUGUCUUUUUGGCCGCGUUUUUACCAAUAAAAAAAUUUUAUUUUGUGCUAAAAUAAAUUCUGAAGCCUUGACAAGCCUUAAAAUAUCAAAUUUGAUUACAACUACACUUAAAACUAGUUCCAAUGUAAAAAAUGGGUUCUCGUGUGGCAAAAGGAAUCGAACCCGUUCCCCUCGGAUUUCCAAUCUGGCGCUCUAACCACUCGGCCACACCGCUCUCUUCCGAAGGAAGAGACCGAGCGCGCUUUUGUUGCCGCAGAUUUUUUUCCUCGAGAAAUACAUUUAUUGAUAAAACUCGUAGGUAGACCAAAAUUAGGCAGCUAAUUUUUAUAUAUUCCGAAUCAGAAAAUUUUUGCGAAUUUUUUGAUAUAUAUCUCGACCUGUAACUCCACACCCCAUAGAAGUACUUUCCUUGUAAAACUUUUUCCCUGCCGCGUGAGUACGCGAAAUGCGGAAAGCGGUCAAAGAGAAAACACUUUUUUCCCAUACCUCUCACAAUUUCAACCAUCGACUUCUUUUUGUGGAAACGUUUCUUUAGAAAUCGUUAGAAAUACGGCUCAAUUUUCGGCCUAAAAAUCACUGUGCUUUCUGUAAAGCGCAAGCCCGAAAUCUCGCCUAUGCCUUACAAAAAUACAAUCUAAUUCGAGCACUUCCUCUUGGCAACAAUAUAAAAUUUUAAUUUCAGCCUCUGGCCGAGCCGGAUGAAAUCAGCGAUCUGGACGAAGAGCGGCUAGAAAACGCCGCAAAGAAGUCCGCUUCGAUGAGUGCAAUCCAAAAAUCGUUGUCCAGUGUAAGUUGCUUUCUUUUCUGAUCAUAUCCCUAGAAAUCACCUGCAGAAUGUUUUAUCAGUCUGUCGGGAAAAUAAUGAGCGCUCUGUCGCAUCGAAAAUCGCAUCGCCGCCGAGAAAAUGAAUGGUGUCGCGGCAAAAUCAAAUAUUAGGUUGUCCAAAAAUUAGUGUCGUUUUCGAGAGGGGUAGUUUCCAAAGUCUAUUAUAAAUUUCAUCAGCUCCAGAAGCCGGGGUUUCAAAGCCACUGGCAAAAAAAUGAUUUCAACGCGUUGCAAUAAGCGUGUAAUAACACAUGGUGAUUAUUUUGAUAAAAAAUAUCUUCGUUAUUACGGUAAAUUUCUUUGUACAAAAAAUCUUUUGAAGAACGACACUAAUUGUUGGACAACCUUAUACUUUUCACUUCAGCGACGCGACAGCGAUAUUGCGCUCACUAUUUUCCCAUCAGACUGAUAAAUGUCAUCAAAAAACAUAUUUUCAGGACAAUGUCGCCAUUAUUCAUCACCCCUCGCUCGAGUCGCUGGCCAAAACGCCAAUUGACCGUGUUCUGGGUAACCUGGCCGAAGGCUGGACCCGCCGAAAGGUGGUUGGGAUCGAAAGCAAAUCGACCGAUAAAUGGAUCAAGUGCUGGGUGAUGAUGACACAAACACAUUUGUUUGUCUAUUCCGACCAAAAGGCCAAAAUUGCUGAUAUUGUUUUUGACUUGAAAGCGUGCUCGUUGAGUCUGAUUCCAAAGUUGAAAACGUCCAAAAAGCACGUGUUUUCAAUCCGAUGGCCUCAGGGCGAAGUCGUCUUUGCGCCAUUCAGUCAGUCCGAUUUUACAUUGUAAGUGAAUUUUUGGGUGGAAUUUGACAUUAGCUGACUUCGCUAGUUUUUUUGCGCUGCAAGACGGUUUAAAAAUUAGAAUAGCAACUGGUUUAUUUUCAGCUGGAUUCAAGGCCUCUCCACGAAGACCCAAUGCGAAGAGCUCGGCCAAACAACAUUGCCGAGAAGGGAGAAAGGUAAGCGGGUCUUUACUUCGCUUUUCACACUAGAGCACCAUGUUACAGUGAUAGAUCUGAUCCAAUGGCAAAAAACGUAUCGUUUUGCAUCCGGGAGGUAUCAAAAACGUAGCAAAAUACUUCCCUUUCCAAGUGAAAAAAACUCCGAUUUUAAAGGCGCGCCUCUUUUUGCGAGGGAAAGGGCGCGCCUUCAAAACGGAUUUUUAGUUGGAGAGGAGGCAUUUUGCUACAUUUUUGGAUACUUCCUGGAGGCAAAAUGAUGCGUUUUUUCUACUGGAUCAGGUCCGUCACUGUGGCUAUUGCAAAAUCAUGAGAACUCGGCAGUAGCAAGCAAGACUCAAUAUAAUGUUUUUGCUGAAGCCUAUGGAGAGCGAGGAGAGUUAGUCAGGAGAAAACUAGAGGUUUUCUAACUUACAAUGCGGGACAACCGCUGGAUCAUAUCCUGCACUGAAUAAUUUUAUGUUUUUUGCAUUUUUCAAUUUUUUUUGAAACUAAAAUUUGUAAAAUACGCUAUGGUUUCCAUCGCCAUUAUUUUACGGUUACGAACCCUUGAUCCUUUCGUUUGGCUCUCCUCCUUAAAAGUGCUCCCUCGCAAAGACUUUUGAAUAUCUUUGCUGCGACUAGAAAGUGGGCGCUACAACGCUCGGCGAAUUAUUUGUAGUUUAUUAAAAACGCAUCUGCAAAAUUUUAGACAAAGCAAAAUUAACUUGAAUAUAAUCUUCCCCAAAAAUUCAAUUCCCUCGUACGAAAUCAAAACCUUUUCUUUCAGACGCCGUCUACAUCCGUGAUCAACAAGCCGACGCUGAUUCAGCGGAUGAGCUUGACUCCAACGCCUCAAAUCAAGGGAGUCCGGCAUCAAAAGUCUCUCUUCUCUUCCCUUCAAGACUGUUCUCUCGGCUCAGCCGACGCGGACGGCUGUCCUAUCGAACGCCGGCGAAUUCCGCGGCCGCCGGCUUGACUUCGGACUAA
Bursaphelenchus xylophilus (pine wood nematode) is the source of this 14171-nucleotide messenger RNA. NCBI's taxonomy places the organism in Eukaryota, Metazoa, Nematoda, Chromadorea, Rhabditida, Aphelenchoididae. The record is from the annotation of a GenBank genome assembly.